Messenger RNA from Manihot esculenta (cassava), 3034 nucleotides. RefSeq lists its product as uncharacterized. Gene Ontology annotation, molecular function: ribosome binding; ubiquitin protein ligase activity. The transcript is spliced from 7 exons. Gene Ontology annotation, biological process: rescue of stalled cytosolic ribosome; protein ubiquitination. Lineage: Eukaryota; Viridiplantae; Streptophyta; Magnoliopsida; Malpighiales; Euphorbiaceae. The coding region runs from base 271 to 2733 and encodes 820 amino acids. The record is from RefSeq and is a predicted model, not a curated record.
AAAAAAAAAAAACCGAAGUGGACGAGCUCCACAAUUUUAUUUUAUUUUUUAAAUUUUGUAUCGGUGACAAGGGCCAAAUUUAUAAGACUCGAUUUUGAAUGUAGUCCUUUCAAUUCUUAUAUUUAAUCUUUGUAAACCCUAGAUCUCCUGUUGCCGACCAACCUCCGGUUUCUUCCUGUCUGAUCGCCAACAAACCUCCGGUUUCUCCUUAUCUGAUCGCCAACCAAUUCUCAUAAUUAUCAAGUUCAAGUCGAUUUCAGAGAGAAAGGCAUGGAUGAUAGUUGUGCGGUCUGCGCGGAUGCCCUGGAAUGGGUGGCCUAUGGAGCAUGUGGGCAUCGGGAGGUCUGUUCCACCUGCGUCGUCCGCCUACGCUUCAUCUGUGGUGACCGUCGCUGCUGCAUAUGCAAGACCGAGUCACCCAUCAUUUUUGUCACAAAGGCUUUAGGAGAUUAUACAAGGAUGAUUAGUGACUUUACAGUCUUGCCAUCUGAACCAAGGGAGGGUCGAGUUGGAUCAUAUUGGUACCAUGAGGACUCACAAGCUUUUUUUGAUGAUGUGGACCAUUACAAGAUGAUAAAGGCUAUGUGCAGAUUAUCAUGCAGUGUUUGUGACAAGAUGGAGGAGGAGGCAAAUGAUGGCACAAAGCGUCGAGGAAAGUUUAGGAACAUAGAACAGUUGAAGGGUCACUUAUUCCAUCGACAUAGGUUGCUUAUGUGUAGUCUAUGUUUGGAAGGACGGAAGGUAUUCAUUUGUGAGCAAAAGCUGUACACCAGAGCACAAUUGAAUCAGCAUAUAAGCACAGGUGAUUCUGAGGUUGAUGGUAGUGAGAGUGAGAGAGGUGGAUUCAUGGGUCAUCCAAUGUGUGAAUUUUGCAAGUCACCGUUCUAUGGAGAUAAUGAGCUGUACUCGCAUAUGUCCACUGAACACUAUACUUGUCAUAUAUGCCAAAGGCAGCAUCCUGGACAAUAUGAAUAUUACAAGAACUAUGAUGACCUUGAGAUACACUUCCGCCGAGAGCAUUUCCUAUGCGAGGAUGAAGCCUGUCUUGCCAAAAAGUUUGUUGUCUUUCAAACUGAAGCAGAAAUUAAGCGACAUAAUACUAUUGAACAUGGGGGGCGUAUGUCUCGGGCCAAGCGUAAUGCUGCUCUCCAGAUACCAACAAGCUUCCGAUAUAGGCGAAGUACUGAACAAGAGAAUCGUCGUGGAAGGGGAAGGGCAUUCCACCGUGAUCAAUAUGAUGAUCAAAUAUCUUUGGCUAUCCAAGCAAGUCUGGAGACAGCUAACUCAGAGAUCACAUCUCAUGAUCCACCACCAUCAUCAUCUAGCGCUCAAGGAGUUUCUGUUCAUGUAGAUGUGAAUUAUAUUGAUCCAUUGCUUCAGCCUUUUGAAUCAUUAACUGCAACAGAUUCAGAACAGCCUUCAAGAUAUCUUCAAGCACUGGGGCAAGGUUCCAGGAACACAUCUUUGGCAGAAUCUUCCUUUCCUCCUCUCAUGAAUUCCAGCAGUAAUCAACAAAAAGGAAAACAAGAAUCAGAAGGUUUGCCUAAUAACACUAUGGCAGCACAUCUUCGACGCCAAAACAGAGUUACUGUUCUUAAUUCAGCUCAGGCAUGGCCAGCUCCAACCCGUGGGAAUGCAUCUGGUAGCUCAUCGCAAUAUAGGCCUAACAUUAAUCCUGCAUCUUCAAAUUCACAAAGUUCUGGCGGUGUACCUGCACUGUCUAGUUAUGCGAGUUCUGUUCAGGUUCAGGCUCAGUCUAGACCCACAUUAGUUCACGGACAUCUCUCAGCUGGUUCUACAGGAAACUUAGGCAACAUUAAUAGGAUUGGCCAUCCUGCAUUGGCCCCAAAUCUCUCUGAGAGCAGGUCAUUGACGCCAUCCAUUUCAGAUUUCCCCCCUGUUUCUUUGACACAAGUCAGCAAGACAUCUCCCAGUGGCAAGGUUUUGCAAAAUGUGGAAGAUGUUCAAACUGCAAACAAAGCACUGGUGGAAAAGAUACGUGCUGCCCUUGAAUAUGAUGAGGACAAGUAUGCUUCUUUUAAAGACAUAUCUGGACAGUAUCGUCAGGGUUCAGUUGACACUGAAACAUACCUGUAUUAUGUACGGGAAUAUGGCUUGUCACAUCUUGUUCUUGAGUUAGCUAGGCUUUGCCCUGAUGCUCAGAAGCAAAAAGAAUUAGUUGACACCUACAAUGCUAGUUUGAGAGGUAAUGGUGCCCAUGAGAAUGGUAGGAGCUAUGGCAGUGGCAAUUUGAAAGAUGGUACCAGCUUGAAGAAAGGCAAAGAGAUCAAUGAUGAAGGUAGUAAUUCAAAGGAUAGAUUGGCAGAUGACAUUAUAAGCACUGUUCGGACAAUGCAGUCACAUUACAAGCCUACAGGAGGAGAGGUGGAGGUGCUAUCAAAAGAUGGAUAUCGUUCUAAUAGAGGAAAGGCAUCUUUAUUGAGUGAUGAGAAACAGGAGUUCAAUGGCCAAAAUGAUUCCACAUCUGCUGGGACUAGAUCAAAUCAGAAUGUUAAGGAUGGGGGCUCUGUAAAUAAGCAUCGAAAGAAAACCUCAAAGUUUAAUAGGGUGAGGCUGGGUGAUGGCUCAAUGGCAGCCCUUCUGGAUCUCAAAAACACCGAGACUGAUCCAGAUCCAGCUGAUGACCAGUCAGAUCGAAGCAAUGAUGCAACUGGAGGUUUACCUGUUCGUGGUGUUUGGAAGAAAGGGGGAGGUCAUAAACUCUUCUUGUAAUCUGGUUUUGGCAGAUGCUUCAUGGAGAAGCGAGAUAAUGUUUAGCAUACCUGCAAUAGAUGGAAAAGUUUCCAGUGAUUGCUUUCAAUGCAGUAAUUUGGCAAACAUCAAACUCUGUCAAUUUGCUCGUUUUCAUGUUUAGGUGAUGAAUUUUGUGCCUCUUUUUUGCCCCUUGAUAUUCUUUGGCAGAGUCUGCUUGAAAUGGGUAGCCCCUUGCUACAUCUUGAUGACCGCAAAUGUUUAUAAACGGUACACAAAAUAUGAACUUUCUAUGAAGACAUUGCGUAAUAUCGUAUUUGCA